GUUUCACACUUAAGAUUGCUUUUAUAGUAUUGCUAUUUUAAAUACACCAGAUACACGUACAGAAAUACCAUUUUUAUAAAAAAUAUAUUUAUUUUAAAGGGUGAUAAUGUCUCAGGAUCCCGUAGUUAACGCGAUGCUUCUUGAAAUGUGUGCCAAGGCAAAGGAGGGCACAAGUCAUACCUACACGGCAUCCACUCCUGACAUGCCGGAUCCUGCUGACACUGAUGGGAACAAUGGCGAUGUCAAUUCCAAUAAUUCCUCUGUCAGGGAAUCUUCCUUACCGGCAUUACGAUCCAUUGACGGCGCACCAGUUCCUGCUAAAUCCGAGAAUACAUCACAGCGGAAUAUCACAGUUCCUGGUCGAAAUCCAAAGGAUUACGAAUGGUUGCGUGAGGCAUUGGCAUCUGUCGAGUCUCCUGAGCGUCAAGUAAAGCGACUGCUUGAUACGGUGGAGAAGCCGGAUAUUUCCAAAGAUGAGAUAAUCAAUGCUUUGGAAGAGCUAUCAGACUUGGUUGAGGACAUCAACUGGGCCACAGAAUUUGCGCUCAUGGGAGGGUCUAAACGUAUUUUAAUUUUGCUCCAAAGUUUGGAAAAAAAUGGUCUCGAGAGGUUUGCCGAGGGCACCAGUGAGGUGCGUGCUGCACUAGCUUCUAUUGUUUCGCACUCCUCUCAGCAACACGGACGUGUUCAGCAGUGCUUUGCCGACGCAAAAUGGGCAGAUAUUAUCAUUCCAAUGUUGUUGAAAGAAGAGUCUCCCACGACUCUAGCCGCUCUCUUACAUGCGUGCAGCUGUUUGUGCCGUAACUUUGAACUGAAUACUGUUUCUUUUUUACAGCAUAACGGUAUGGAGGUGCUAACGUCCUUACUUCAGCGGAAACGUCAGCCCAGGAUAGUUGGGGACCCCAUCGAUAACAAGAUUUUGGCCCGCAUUUUCUUCUUUGUGGCUUAUCUCGCAAGCACUGGUGUUUCUUCCGAGAAACUUAUUAAGCUUACUUGUGAACAUGUCGAAAAAUCCGCUGACAAGAACAACGAUAAUUAUGGCGUGGAAAGUAUGCAGCGUUCUGCAGCAAUGGCACUAUUAGAGCUUGCCAAGAAAAGCCCUAGUUUGGUAAAGCGGUUGGUGCGGGAGUGCAUGCCCAAACAGUUUAAGGCUUGGAGCCAGGUUCACAUGAGUGCGGAGGAUCAGGACCCGCGUUGCACUUUCUCGAAUGAAAUGAAAAAAUUAGGGUAACUAAAAGUGAGCGUAAUCAUAACCAAUUUAUUCAUUUUUAUUGGUUUAAAUCAUAUAUUUAAUAUUAAGUAUGCUGGCCAAAGUAUUAUUUUAUUACUAUAAGUGAAUUUAAAAUUGAUAUUAUAAGAGUAAA
Messenger RNA from Phytomonas sp. Hart1, 1364 nucleotides. The record is from the annotation of a GenBank genome assembly. NCBI's taxonomy places the organism in Eukaryota, Euglenozoa, Kinetoplastea, Trypanosomatida, Trypanosomatidae.